Molecule: messenger RNA, 3267 nt
Organism: Closterium sp. Naga37s-1
Lineage: Eukaryota; Viridiplantae; Streptophyta; Zygnematophyceae; Desmidiales; Closteriaceae
Source: the annotation of a GenBank genome assembly
AUGGAAAACGUUAAUCUCUAUUUCCCCUACCCCCAAUCCCUCCCCAUAUCCCCAUUUCCAAGCCACUCCCGUCACUCCCCUUCCCUCCGCCCCUACCCGAUUCCUCUUUCCCCAGGGACUCCUCAUAUCCCUUCCCUCCCCCUUACAAGCGUCACACCUCAUAUCAUGUUCACCGCUGUGUUUCCCCUUUCCUUAAACCCGCCCCAUAUCCCGUUUCUCAGUCACUCCCCAAUUCCCAAUCCCUCUGACUCUCCACCUUUCACUUACUCCCUCCGUCCCUCCUCAUUUUGCCCCCCCUCCGACCCUCCCCAUUUUCCCUUCCUUCCAUCCCGGCCCAUUUCCCCAUCCCUCACUCCCUCCCCAUUUUUCCCUUCCCUCCAUCCCUCUCCAUUUUGCUGUUCCUCUGUCCCUCACCCUUUUGCACCACACACACCGCCGUCCCUCCCCAUUUUGCCUUCCCUCUGUCCCUCCCCAUUUCCCCUACCCUCUGUCACUCCCAUUGCCCCUCCUCUAUGUCCCUCCACAUUACCCCUUCUCUCUGUCACUCCCUGUUUCCCUUUCCCAUACUCUCCAUGUUACCCCUUCCCUCUGAACCUCCCCAUCCCCCCUCCCUCUUUCCUUCCCCAAUUCCCCUUCCCUCUGUCCCUUCCCAUUGCCACUUCCCUCUGUCACUCCCAUUACCGCUUCCCACUGUCCCUCCCCAUUUCCACUGCCCUCUAUCCUUCCCUAUCUAGUCUCCUCUUUCUCACUCCCAUUUCCCCUUCCCUUUGUCUCUCCCAUUUCCCCUGCCACCUGUCCCUCCCAUUUCACAUCCCCCCUGUCCCUCCACCCGCCACUUCCCUCUGUCCGUCCCAAUCUGUCCUUCCGGAUUUCCCCAUCCCUCUGUGCCUCCCCAUCUCCCUCCCCUCUGUCCCUCCCCAUCUCCCUCCCCUCUGUCCCUCCCCAUCUCCCUCACCCUCUGUCCCUUCCCAUCUCCCUCCCCUCUGUCCCUCCCAUAUCUCACCACUCUGUCCCUCCCCAUAUCCCACCCCUCGUCCCUCAACAUAUCCCACCCCUCUGUCCCUCACCAUAUCCCUUCCCUAUGUCCCUCCCCAAAUCCUUCUCUCUGUCACUCCCCAUUUUCCUCUCCCAACACUCCAUGUUACCCCUUCCCUCUGUGUACCUGGCCAUCCGUGCGAAGGGACAUCAGCAGCCCGGCCCGGCCCAGCCUCCACAUUUCCCCUUUUCUCUGACCUCCCCAUUUCCCCUUCCUGUACAAAUUCAAUUCCCCUUGCCCCUGUCACUCCCCAUUUCCCCUUCCCUCUGUCCCUUCCCCAUUUUCCCCUUUCCCUCUGUCCCUUCCCAAUUUCCCCUUCCCUCUGUCCCUUCCCCAUUUUCCCCUUCUCUCUGUCCCUUCCCAAUUUCCCCUUCCCUCUGUCCCUUCCCCAUUUUCCCCUUCCCUCUAUCCCUUCCCCAUCUCCCCUUCCCUCUGUCCCUUCCCCAUUUCCCCUCCCCUCUGUCCCUUCCCAUUUCCCCACCCCUCAGUCCCUCAGCAUUUCCCCUUGUCCUGUCACACCGCUUAUCCCCUUCCCCCUGUCCCUCCCCAUUUCUCCUACCCUCUGUCCCUCCCAUUUUCCCUUCCAAUACCAGCCCAACAUUUCUCCUUGUCCUGUCACUCCCCUUAUCCCCUUCCCCUGUCCCUCUCAGGCACCCAUUUUCUCUGACCUUCCCCAUGUUCCCUUCCAGUACCAGCCCAUGUCCCCUUGUCCCGGUCACUCCCCAUGUCCCCUUCCCCCCUGUCACUCCAUUUUCCCCUUCCCCCAGUCCCUCAGCAUUUCCCCUUGUCCUGUCACUCCCCUUAUCCCCUUCCCCCUGUCCCUCCCCGUUUCCCCCUUUUCUCUGACCUUCCCCAUCAUUUCCCCUUAUCUUGACACUCCCCUUAUCCCUUACCCCUGUCCCUCCCCAUUUCCCCUUUUCUCUGACCUUCCCCAUGUUCCCUUCCGAUACCAGCCCAAUUCCCCUUGUCCCGGUUACUCCCCAUUUCCCCUUCCCCCUGUCACUCCAUCCCAAGUCCCCUUGUCCUGUCACUCCCCUUAUCCCCUUCCCCUUUGUGCUUCCCCAUCUCCUCUUCUUUCUCACACCACAAUUUCCCCUUCCGUUUUGUCUCUCCCAUUUCCCCUGACCUCAAUCCCUCCCAUUUCCCAUCCCCCCUGUCCCUCCCAUUGCCACUUUCCUCUGUCCCUCCCAAUUCCCUUUCCAUCUGCCCCUCCACAUAUCCCUUCUCUCUGUCGCUCCCCAAUCCCCGUUCCCAACACUGCAUGUUACACCUUGCCCCUGUCACUCCCCAUUUCCCCUUCUCUCUGUCCCUCCCCAUUUCCCAUUUCCAACACUCCAUCCACCCUUUCCCUCUGUCCCAACCCUUUCCCCUCCCCUCCGUCCCUCCACAUUACCCCUUCCCUCUGUCACUCCCUGAUUCCCUUUCCAAUACACUUCACGUGUUCCCUCCGUCACUCCCGAUUGCCACUUCCUCUGUCCCUUACCAAAUCCCCUUUUCUAUAUAACCCUCCCAUUACCCCUUCCCUCUGCCCCCACCCCCCCCAGUUUCCCUGCCCUUUGUGCUUCCCCAUCUCCUCUUCUCCUCCCCUUUUUGCCAUCCGUCUGUCACUCCCUAAUUUGCCAAUCCCUCUGUCCAUCCCCAUCUUUCCUUCCCUCUGUCCCUCCCCAUUUUGCCUUCCCCUCUGUCCCCAAUUUCAGACACGCCUGCGGCCCCCCGCUGACUUAGCUCACAUGUCUGGCGCAGAUAGGGAGGGUGGCGAAGAGGGUAUUGGCCGUGCUGCCUUAGUGCCGGAUGGUGUAGCCAGGGAGACUGCGACGUCCAAGGCAUUGCACAAGUUGCUGCACAAAAGAAAACUCACUCUCAGAUGUCACUUGACCACACCAUGGGCCAUCCUACGCUGCGGAUUGGCAAGCCUCAUGGGAGGUGGUUGCGUGCCACGAGACAGUGAUAUGUGCCGGGACAUUCCAACAAAGGGCGCGGUCAAAGUCCCCACGGCAUCUGCCACGCAUUACAACCCGUGCCGGCACGCUGCGGGAGCCCUACUAUGGCAUGACGCAGCAGGAUAUGCAGGCGGAACCACGAGCGCGGAUGUUGAGGAGGGUUGCAGGAGGAGGCAGUCGCAGAGGGCGAUGGGAGCAACGAGGGGAGCGGCGGUGAGGAUCAAGAACAUGCGACAUCCGGCAUGGGUGUCGGGAGGGGCCGACACAUGCCGACAAGCAGGGGAGGUGUGA